GCAAAGAUGGCAAGGCUGAAGCAAGCAAAGGAAGAGGCUGAGAAAGAGAUUGCUGAAUACAAGGCUAAAACUGAGCAAGACUUCCAGAGGAAGCUUGAGGAGACAAGUGGAGACUCGGGUGCGAAUGUGAAGAGGCUGGAGCAAGAGACUGAUGCUAAAAUCGAACAGCUGAGGAACGAAGCUUCCAGGAUUUCCAAUGAUGUUGUGGAGAUGCUCCUCAAACACGUCACCACAGUGAAGAACUGAAAGUAAAAAAGAGAGAAACAAGGAUCUUCGCAAUGUUUAUCUGUCUCACUCUCUCAAGCGUGUGGUGUUUGUGGAUGGGAUCUCAAGAGACUAAUUUCAUUGUGUUGCUAUUAUCGGUUUUUGUUGUUGUUGUAAUUUCUUAUCUUUCUUUCUUUGUCUACUACUACUAUCUUUAUGCUGUUGUUGUUGUUGUAUUCAUCAAUAUAAGAUUGUAAUAAAAUUGAGAGCAGAUGAAGAAACUUAGCUGCUGGAUUAGUUGUUGUCUAUUAUAAACUCUUUUAAAUUAAUUAAAAAAAAGAGAGAUUAAGUUAUCC
Messenger RNA from Eruca vesicaria subsp. sativa (arugula), 560 nucleotides. The record is from the annotation of a GenBank genome assembly. NCBI's taxonomy places the organism in Eukaryota, Viridiplantae, Streptophyta, Magnoliopsida, Brassicales, Brassicaceae.